CUAAGGUAUAUGGAUAAUCAAGGAGUAGGAAUGAGGCAACAAUUCCCUGUUGAGGGAAAAUGGUCCCUUGGUCUUCAGUCUCGAGCCCAACCUCGUGAAAUAAUGACUGACGUCCUCAAAGCUCUGCAAGAAUUGAAUGUCUGUUGGAAAAAAAUUGGACCCUAUAACAUGAAGUGCAUAUGGACUGUUGUCAUCCCUGGUCAUCAAGGAGGAAUGGUUAAUGAUUCUGUGCAUAGUGAUGAUAAUGAAGUUGUUCCUAAGUCAACUGUAGUCAAGUUUGAAUUGCAGUUGUACAAAACUGAGGAGAAAUAUCUACUUGAUAUUCAAAGGCUUGAGGGACCCCAAUUUGCUUUCUUGGAUCUUUGUGCUUCCUUCCUUGAGCGGCUUCAUGUUUUAGAGUGAGAGAUGAAAAGUGUUUUUGAAAAAAUUACGAGUAAGGGUAAUUUUAAUCUUAUGAUUAACUUUUAAAUGCAUUUAAGUGUAACCUGAUAC
Medicago truncatula (barrel medic) is the source of this 492-nucleotide messenger RNA. RefSeq names its product SNF1-related protein kinase catalytic subunit alpha KIN10. Lineage: Eukaryota; Viridiplantae; Streptophyta; Magnoliopsida; Fabales; Fabaceae. The record is from RefSeq and is a predicted model, not a curated record. The transcript has 3 exons. The coding region runs from base 10 to 402 and encodes 130 amino acids.